This is a messenger RNA of Cynoglossus semilaevis (tongue sole), 810 nucleotides long. RefSeq names its product ribosomal protein L15 (gene rpl15). Gene Ontology annotation, molecular function: structural constituent of ribosome; RNA binding. The record is from RefSeq and is a predicted model, not a curated record. NCBI's taxonomy places the organism in Eukaryota, Metazoa, Chordata, Actinopteri, Pleuronectiformes, Cynoglossidae. Gene Ontology annotation, cellular component: ribosome; cytosolic large ribosomal subunit. Gene Ontology annotation, biological process: cytoplasmic translation. The transcript has 4 exons. The coding region runs from base 148 to 762 and encodes 204 amino acids.
UAACUAGAGUGUAGUUGCUAGAGCCAACCAGUGUCACUACAUUUCCCAUGAACAUAACAGGAAAUACGUCACAGUUUGGUUCCUUAAGGAUUGCUGGGUACAGAAGCUCUUCCUUUUCCGGCUGGUACGCUAUCAUACUAAGCCAACAUGGGUGCGUAUAGGUAUAUGCAGGAGUUAUGGCGCAAGAAGCAGUCAGAUGUGAUGCGUUUCUUGCUCCGUGUACGUUGUUGGCAGUAUCGUCAGUUGUCCAACCUCCAUCGUGCACCUAGGCCCACCAGGCCAGACAAGGCUCGUAGGCUGGGUUACAAGGCCAAGCAGGGUUAUGUGAUCUACCGAAUCCGUGUGCGCCGUGGAGGCCGUAAGAGACCAGUGCCUAAAGGUGCUACCUAUGGCAAGCCUGUGCACCAUGGUGUCAACCAACUUAAGUUUGCCCGCAGUUUGCAGUCUGUUGCAGAGGAACGUGCUGGCCGUCAUUGUGGAGCCCUGCGAGUGCUCAGCUCCUACUGGGUGGGUGAAGACUCCACCUACAAGUUUUUCGAGGUGGUUCUGAUUGAUCCCUUCCACAAGGCCAUUAGACGCAACCCUGACACACAAUGGAUCACAAAAGCUGUGCACAAGCACAGAGAGAUGCGUGGCCUGACAUCUGCAGGGAAGAAGAGCCGUGGCCUGGGCAAGGGCCACAAGUUCCACGGAACCAUCGGAGGCUCCCGCCGUGCUGCCUGGAAGAGGCGCAACACUCUGCAGCUGCAUCGCUACCGCUAGAGUAUGUCUGUACAUUGGAACAAUAAACAUCCCUUUUUAUUGCCUGAA